This is a messenger RNA of Brachypodium distachyon (stiff brome), 1008 nucleotides long. Its product is annotated as skin secretory protein xP2-like. The transcript has a single exon. The record is from RefSeq and is a predicted model, not a curated record. Lineage: Eukaryota; Viridiplantae; Streptophyta; Magnoliopsida; Poales; Poaceae. The coding region runs from base 1 to 1008 and encodes 335 amino acids.
AUGCCCAAGAUAGCCGUCGUCUCGGCGUCCUGUAUGACCCCACCACCAUCUAUCUACCUCUGCACGUCCAUAUCUAGCACCACGCGCUCGCUAGCCAGCUUACCUGCCCGCACAGCCGAACCAGCGCGCGCCAUGGCCGGCAUUGCUCCCGCCCUGGCCGGAUGCCUCCUCCUCUUCGUCGCCGUGCAGCUCGCGGCAGGCGCCUCCCCAGCCAGCGCCACGGCGGAGACCCCGGCCGCCUCACCGGCGAAGUCUUUGCCGUCGGCCGUCCUGUCGAAGGCGUCCGGGGCGGCGCACGGCGUGAUCGGGACGCUCGAGGCCGGCGCCGCCGGGACCCUCGGGCUGAUCAAGGGCACGCUGGGCGCUAAGGGCAAGGUCCAUGCCGGCGCGCCCGCCAUGGCCCCUGGUGCCGGCCGCGCCCGGAAGCACGGCGGGCAUGCCAUGGGCCCCGCCGCGGGUUCCCCAGAACACGGCGCGGGCGGCCGCGUGGAGGCCCCGGAGUACGGCGAGGCGGCCGCCAUGGGACCCGACGCCGCCGCCGGCGCUCCUGACGCCGGGCCCGGGCACAAGGCUUUCGUCAUGGAAAUAGGCGCCUCCUCUCCUGGCGAGGAGGCAGUCGAGGAGGGUCCCGCGGGCGCCCCCGGCGCCGAGGCCGAGGCCGAGGCCGAGUCCAAGGCCACGGCCCCUUCCGCUUCCGAGGCGGAAGGGCCGGACGCCGCCUCGCCGGAUGCGGGAGGUUCCGGUGAAGCGGAAACCUUCCCGCCCGACGCGCCCAUCGCCGGGGAGGCCCCCAUGGCCAAGGUCACCCCCUCCUCCGAUAACAGCCAGCCGGCGACCGAGGCGUCGGCGGCAACAGCCAUCAGCGAGGGCCCCGCGGCAUCCGCUGAGGCCCCCGGUCCCGGGGCGGACGACGAGGCUAGCGGCGGAGCGAGCGUCGUCGCGUCCAGCCAUCUGAUCGGGGCCCUCGCGCUCUUCGCCAGCGUCGUGUCCGCCUUGGCUACUCUGUAA